AUGCCUCUAACAUUCUCAGAGUACCUGGUUCAGCUCACUGAGAGCGUCACCAACGAGGAUGGGCCGACCCUGGCGUACUUGCUUCGUCCGACUAGCCCGCAUGGCAAGGAUUUGGUGAAAGAGUUCCGGAAUCCUACGAGGAAGUCGCUGUCGUACUACGAGGGCGGCAUUGAGAGUCCUUGGGACGAGAUCGCUAUCCAAUACGUACUGGUCGUCCACCAUGUGGCGAAGAAGCGAGCGGGGGAGGCGUUCAAAGAGCAUACACAGCUUGUAUCAUUAUUCUUCAGGUUCUUCACGAGCAACAGUGGUUGGACAUUACCUGCACUCUUCGCUAUUCUUCGCGAUUUGCGUGACCUUGCAUUCGAUGUGAAAUAUACGGUUCAUGUUCCUCCAAGCUGUGAUGCAGACCUGCAAGCGAACAACAACAAGAGCGAAAACAUGGAAGAAGCAGCUCGGAUCAUAUCCAAAGCGUUCGGGAAUUGUGUCACCGACAGAUCAUCCCCUUUAGCAGAGUCCCGAAAAUGGGGUAUAUAUUAUGUGGUGGGGCUGGUUCUGAAGACCUACUUCCGAGUGAAACGAAUAUCAUUAGCGAAACCCAUUUUGCGCGCGCUACGAGCAAAUACCGACAUCCCCCCGCUCUCUGCGUAUCCUCGAUCGCACCAGGUCACAUACAGAUAUUAUGUCGGGAUGUUGCACUUCCUCGACGAAGACUAUGCUCAGGCCGAGCAAGAACUUACGCUGGCUUUCUACAACUGCCAUAUAGAAGCUCAUAGCAAUCAGGAACGCAUCUUGACAUAUCUGAUUCCGCUGAGAAUGCUCAGGGGCCAUCUGCCGUCCCGGGAACUCAUGGGAAGGUUCCCCGCUUUGGACGACUUGUAUGCGCCAUUCAUCCGCGCGAUCCGUCGAGGAGAUAUCAAAACGUACGACGAAGCCCUCGAUAAAUGGGAGCGCAGACUUGUUGAACUGAACCUCUACCUCAACCUCGAAAAGGCCCGAGAACUAUGUAUAAGAGGGCUGUUCCGACGUGUAUGGGUUGUUUCGCAAAAGGGCUCCCGUAUACCCGUGUCGAUGUUUCACAGCUCCCUGCGCUUGUCGGGCAUAGAAGUUCCACAGGAGGAGGCUGAGUGCCUGGUGGCGAACAUGAUAUACAAGGGCUUCAUGCGAGGAUAUAUUUCCCAUGAGAAGCAGAUGGUUGUACUUGCGAAGACAGACGCUUUUCCAAGACUUGCAGACAGGCCAUCGCCUUUCGCUCUGUAG
Molecule: messenger RNA, 1257 nt
Organism: Gloeophyllum trabeum ATCC 11539
Lineage: Eukaryota; Fungi; Basidiomycota; Agaricomycetes; Gloeophyllales; Gloeophyllaceae
Exons: 10
Coding region: 1-1257 (418 amino acids)
Biological process (GO): poly(A)+ mRNA export from nucleus; post-transcriptional tethering of RNA polymerase II gene DNA at nuclear periphery; transcription elongation by RNA polymerase II
Cellular component (GO): transcription export complex 2
Molecular function (GO): double-stranded DNA binding; RNA binding
Source: RefSeq, a predicted model, not a curated record